AUGAGAGCACUAAACCGAAUGAAUGAAAUCACAAACUGGAAAGCGAACAAGGCAAGUCGUGCCGCCACAAAGAACAUCAGUAGAGAGAAACGAGAAGAGACCAAAGCAAGCGAGGGUCACGCCCAGGCCAUUAUGCACACUCCAUGGGGCCUGGCCAUCUCAUUACGGCAGCGAGCAGGAAAUAUAGGUCCUAGCAUAAGACAAUGUCGUACCGCCCGCUCUGCUGUUCCUGCCGUCGCUUGUCGUCCCAGCACUCGGGCGUCCCCUGCGGUGACCGUGAGGGCUCGUCCCCCAGGCGAGUGCAUCCUGCCUAGGCUAACGCACUGCCCUCCCUCGUCGGUCCGAGCGAAGUUACGAACCGUGGGGGUCCCUCGAGCCAUCUUCAGUCCUUCAGCCACGGCUCUGUCUCUGAAGGUCGACCUCGUGCUACAUCGUCAGCUCGGUUUAAGCCUAGCGAAGAAUCUCGGCAUGGAUCUCGACAAGCUCACGAUGAAAGGUGUGAUGGUGCACGAGUUUGGCAGUCCAGAUGUCCUCAAAGUUGAGAACUCUCUACCCAUCCCAAAACCUGCACCUCAUCAGGUCCUUGUACAGAUGAAGGCUGCUGGAAUAAACCCAGUGGAUACCUACAUCAGACAAGGCAUGUAUUCCAAGCUGCCAAAACUCCCAUACAUUCCUGGGAAAGAUGGAGCUGGCAUUGUGAAGCAAGUGGGCCAUCAAGUGUCAUCUGUGCAGGUUGGCCAGAGAGUGUUUUGCUCAAGCAAGAUGAUGGGAACAUAUGCAGAAUACACUCUCUUGGAAGAAGAUGAAGUCUUUCCUCUUGGCGAAAAGCUUACAUAUGCUCAGGGAGCAGCCAUUGGAAUUCCGUAUUUCACAGCAUACCGAGCUCUCAUCAUCAAGGGGAGGGCCAAGCCAGGUGAGACAGUCUUCAUCCAUGGAGCAAGUGGAGCAGUUGGAUGUGCUGCAAUACAGAUUGCAAAGAACAUAGGUUUGAAAGUGAUAGCAACUGCGGGAUCUCCAGAAGGUUUGAUGCUUGUGGAAAAGCAGGGAGCUGAUGAAGCUUUUGAUCACAAUGAUGAGAAUCACAUCCGGGCCAUCAUGAAAGCAACUGAUGAUCGAGGUUGUGACAUUGUCUUGGAGAUGCUUGCUAAUGAAAAUUUGGCUAAGGACCUUGAAGUCUUAGCUAUUGGAGCUCGAGUGAUGGUAAUUGGGUCAAGAGGUACAAAUGAAAUCAAUCCUCGUCUCCUCAUGCUCAAGGAAGCAACAGUGACAGGCAUCAUGUUGGGUCUGUCAUCAGAAGAAGAGUGGAAAGAAGUUGGGCAAGCAAUUGUGAAGGGUGUGGCAGAAGGAUGGGUGAAACCAAUUGUCCAGAAGGAAUAUCCCUUGAACGAUGUGAAAAAGGCUCACCAUGAUGUCAUCCAUGGAGGGAAGAAGAGAGGGAAACUCGUCCUAGUCCUGAUCGAGAUCAAGGCUGGUGGAUUGAAUCCAAUCGAUGUUUACAUCGCUGAGAGGUAUAUGAACAGGAAGAACCCUGCCUCCUCUUUCAUAUGUGGCUAUGAUGGAGCUGGUAUCAUCCGGCAAAUUGGGAAGGGGAUCACCAGAUUCAAGGAAGGUGACCAUGUGGGAUGUCUGAUCCACACAUCACAUGGUGGCUCGUUUGCUGAUUUUGUGACUGCAAAUGAGUAUGAAACUUUCUCCAUUGGAAAACUCCCCUUCUCUGAAGGAGCAUGCAUUGGGAUCCCAUACUUCACUGCAUACUGUGCUCUUGUUCAUCAAGCAAAGGCCAAGCCAGGGGAGACAGUAUUAGUCCAUGGGGCCAGCGGUGGAGUUGGCGUUGCCAGUGUGCAGCUCGCAUUACAUCUGGGGCUGAAGGUCAUAGGCACUGGUGGUACAGACAAAGGGAUGCAGAUGCUGGAGCAGCUUGGUGCUCAUCACAUCUUAUCCCACAGAUGUUACGUAGGCAAGAGCUGAAAAUCUGGGUAUGUGUGACGAUGCGUUCUGUCAAAGGAGCC
Molecule: messenger RNA, 2009 nt
Organism: Darwinula stevensoni
Lineage: Eukaryota; Metazoa; Arthropoda; Ostracoda; Podocopida; Darwinulidae
Source: the annotation of a GenBank genome assembly